AGCAGGGGUAGGUAUUCGCUAGCUUUUCAUCGUAUCUAUAUGUGGCAGCUUGAUCAGGGAUGAAGUCUGGCUGAGCCGUUGUCGUUGCCUAUACUUGCCUCGAGAGAAUCGAACAGCGAGAGGAUGGUGCUCUUAGCGCUGACGCAGCCCACCUGUGAAGACGAGGAACGCGUCAAAAAAGAGAGCGCUAGCAAACCGCUAAACUAUGCACAUGUCGGCACCACGCGCGAUCCCGUCGCCGUACGGCAGCUAGCGGACCGCGGUUGGGUCGUGGACGCUGUCAGUGUCCGGGUCGGUCAAGGCGACCGGGCUUUCCGCGCCGCCUGCUCCUGCUUGCACCGCUGGGGUCACUUCCAGCUGGGGUGGGCGCGUGUGCGGUCCGACACGGGAACCCGGCAGGGCUGUCCUGUGGCGGUUACCUCGCGCACGCUGUUUAUGUGGAGCUGCAACCCGCUGCGGAUCGUAUACUCCGUUGAGCAGCAGCCGCCCAGGUUCAGAUUGCCCUGGCAACCACGACCCGCCCGCAGCUUCAGAUUCGCGCAUGGGUGUGUGGAGGGUCACUUGCUGGCAGGGGAGGAGAGCUUCGGAGUGGAGAUGCGGCCGGAUGGGUCCGUGUGGUACGACAUCACGACCUUUUCACGGCCCAUUCACCCGCUGGCCAUCGCCUGCUACCCCCUCACUCGCCACUUCCAAAAGAAGUUCGGAGCGGACUCCGCUGGGGCGAUGCUGGCGGCGGUAGCAGCAGCAGCAGCUUCGGGGGAAUAGGAAGAGGAG
Astrephomene gubernaculifera is the source of this 774-nucleotide messenger RNA. The record is from the annotation of a GenBank genome assembly. Lineage: Eukaryota; Viridiplantae; Chlorophyta; Chlorophyceae; Chlamydomonadales; Astrephomenaceae.